AUGCAGCACUACGGGGUGAACGGCUACUCUCUGCACGCCAUGAACUCCCUGAGCGCCAUGUACAACCUGCACCAGCAGGCCGCGCAACAGGCUCAGCACGCCCCCGACUACCGGCCGUCUGUGCACGCGCUUACGCUCGCUGAGAGACUAGCCGGCUGUACAUUUCAAGACAUCAUCCUGGAGGCUCGCUACGGCUCCCAGCACCGCAAACAACGGCGCAGCCGCACGGCCUUCACCGCCCAGCAGCUGGAGGCGCUGGAGAAGACUUUCCAGAAGACCCACUACCCGGAUGUGGUGAUGAGGGAGCGACUGGCCAUGUGCACCAACCUGCCUGAGGCCAGAGUGCAGGUUUGGUUUAAGAACCGCCGAGCCAAGUUCCGUAAGAAGCAGCGCAGUCUCCAGAAGGAGCAGCUUCAGAGGCAGAAGGAGACGUCAGGGGAAGGAGGAGGAGAGAAGGAGGACACGCCUCCCUCCACCACCAUCCUUCCUGACACUCAGCUGCCUCCUUCAUCCUCUUCCUCCUCCUCCUCCUCCUCCUCCUCUCUGGAGACAGAAGAACAUUCUGGUAGUGAAUCGGCGACAGAGGAUAAUGGCACAGAUAAGGAGGAGGAUGGGAAGUCUCAGAGGGAGGAGAUGAAGUGCGAGAGAGCUGUGACACCUGGGAACGUCUCGCCGACCUGCAAACGACUCAGCCCCAAACCUGACUCUCCCCUGGUUUCUCCGUCGGUGACUCCCUCCUCUUCCAGCAGCGGCCUGGCCAGCGCUCCUCUCUCCCAGAGCCACUCUUACUCCUCCUCCCCUCUCAGCCUCUUUCGUCUGCAGGAGCAGUUCCGCCAGCACAUGGCCGCCACCAACAACCUGGUGCACUACCCAGCUUUCGACAUAACCGCCCCAUCCUCACUCCCUUACCUGGGAAUGAAUGUCAACAUGCCCCCUGCGCCAUUGGGCUCUCUGCCCUGCCAGUCUUACUACCAGUCCUUGUCUCACCACGCCCAACAGGUGUGGAACAGCCCACUGCUCCAGGCGUCCGCUGCAGGCAGCCUCACCAGCCACAACAGCAAGACCACCAGCAUCGAGAACCUCCGUUUGAGGGCUAAGCAGCACGCAGCCUCGCUGGGACUGGACACAAUGCCUAACUGA
Messenger RNA from Myripristis murdjan (pinecone soldierfish), 1140 nucleotides. It is a transcript of the gene dmbx1a, whose product is annotated as diencephalon/mesencephalon homeobox 1a. The record is from RefSeq and is a predicted model, not a curated record. The coding region runs from base 1 to 1140 and encodes 379 amino acids. Gene Ontology annotation, biological process: regulation of transcription by RNA polymerase II. Lineage: Eukaryota; Metazoa; Chordata; Actinopteri; Holocentriformes; Holocentridae. Gene Ontology annotation, molecular function: DNA-binding transcription factor activity, RNA polymerase II-specific; RNA polymerase II transcription regulatory region sequence-specific DNA binding. The transcript has 5 exons.